AUGCAUGCGAACAGUCGUUUCCCCUGCUGUCCCGAAGCUGUGAUUGAGUGUAUGAUGAUCGGUGCCGGCAUGGAGCGCAGGGACAAGCUCCUUGAUUCCUUCCAGGAUGUAGGUCCCAAUCAUGGGAAAGUCCACGUCUUCGUCACUGAGGGGCCUUUACACAACCCAUCCGGCUGUGUAAGGGAGGUGUGUCGAAGGUGUCUGGCAGCAUAUGGAUGUAAUAUGAAAGGCUUCUUUGCCAUCCAUGGAGAUCAGAUCACUCUUUGGUCCCGAGUUGUAAUGGCUGGGUGUAAAUGGGUGGUGGUGUGUAAGCCAAUGAGCAAAUUCCAUUUCGGUAGAGCGACAUGGGUUGCCUUCACUAGGAUGAUGGUUUCAUCUUGAUCCGUGCCAGCUCUUUUCAUCUGGUAGCAGUGCUCCAGCAGCAUUGACUGCUACACCUUUAAGCCAGCCACUAACAAUGAGUCCUUUCUGGUCUACACAUUUGUUGUCCUGUACCAACUGUCUGUGAUAUACUUCUGCUAGGGUCAUUUGCUCUGCACAAUCAAGCAGGCUGUGGUUGCCUGGCAGGAGUCAGAGAGUACUCGGAGUGGGGAGAGUGUCAGGGCACCAGCAUGGUGGUCAUCAUUCGUGGCCUUUUGGGUAUGUUGAUCACCUCACACUAGCGUUGCUUAGUACAUCUUCACCCAACAGGGCAGAAGUACCUUUGUCCCUAUCUGUAUGACUGUGCCAGCCUUCUUUGCCAAGAGCUCAUCCCGCUACAAGCCUUUCAUCUAUGUCUGCAUGAACAAGCAAUUUCACCAAUGCAUGAUCAUCACUCUGUACUGUGGAAAGAAUCCAUUUGAGGAGAAAGGAGAAGAAGGAGGGCCGCAUCAGCCGUCAUACAAUACUGAACUUUCUCCGUCUGCCAGAGGAGUGUCUUCUGUAUGA
Messenger RNA from Lampris incognitus (smalleye Pacific opah), 927 nucleotides. It is a transcript of the gene rhol, whose product is annotated as rhodopsin, like. Lineage: Eukaryota; Metazoa; Chordata; Actinopteri; Lampriformes; Lampridae. Gene Ontology annotation, cellular component: membrane; photoreceptor outer segment. Gene Ontology annotation, biological process: phototransduction; G protein-coupled receptor signaling pathway. The record is from RefSeq and is a predicted model, not a curated record.